Molecule: messenger RNA, 657 nt
Organism: Exophiala spinifera
Lineage: Eukaryota; Fungi; Ascomycota; Eurotiomycetes; Chaetothyriales; Herpotrichiellaceae
Exons: 1
Coding region: 1-657 (218 amino acids)
Biological process (GO): protein acetylation
Molecular function (GO): N-acetyltransferase activity
Source: RefSeq, a predicted model, not a curated record
AUGGCAGAAACAACCACGUCGACGUACACCAUCCGGUUCGCGACAGAGGCCGACGUGCCCGUCAUUCUUGAGCUGAUUCGCGAGUUGGCCGAGUACGAGCACGCUCUCCACGAGGUGCUGGCGACCGAGGAGUCGUUGCGCGAGACACUCUCGUUUCCGGAUCCCAAGGCGCCAGACGACGGAAGUGGCGGGACCGGGUUCACGAGGGGAUACGCGAAGACGAUCCUCGUGGUUAGCCACGGGAAGAAGACGAAGAAUGAUGAUGAGUCUGCGACGGGUGCUGCUGUCGCCGCCACCCCCGCCGCCGCCGGUACCACCGACGACGACGACGACGACGACGACGAGGAGGAGGUGGCAGGCAUGGCUCUCUACUUCCACAAUUACAGCACCUGGACGUCGGCGCCGGGGAUAUACCUCGAGGAUCUGUACGUGCGGCCGUCGCACCGCGGGAAGGGGUUCGGAGGGGCCUUGCUGUCGGCGCUGGCGCGCGAGUGUCUGCGCGUGGGGUGCAAGAGGCUCGAUUGGAGCGUUUUGAAGUGGAACGAGCCCAGCAUCAAGUUCUACGAGGGCGAGAGCGUCGGUGCGAAGAGGAUGAGCGAGUGGAUGGGCAUGAGGGUUGACGGGGACGGGCUGGGAAGGUUGGCGAACAGGAAAUAA